Messenger RNA from Dothidotthia symphoricarpi CBS 119687, 1194 nucleotides. RefSeq names its product TauD-domain-containing protein. Lineage: Eukaryota; Fungi; Ascomycota; Dothideomycetes; Pleosporales; Dothidotthiaceae. The coding region runs from base 1 to 1194 and encodes 397 amino acids. The record is from RefSeq and is a predicted model, not a curated record. Gene Ontology annotation, molecular function: 2-oxoglutarate-dependent dioxygenase activity. Gene Ontology annotation, cellular component: cytoplasm. The transcript has 3 exons.
AUGGCGCCAGGACUCGUAGAACCCCAAUACACACCGAGCAGUGCUCCCACCACAACACCCAAGCAACCAGCCAAGUCUGUCAACGCCCACAACUACAUCCCAGGACGGACAACCGUCCAACAGCAUGACGAAACAUACGAGUACGAAGACCUCCGGCCAAGCUUCCCAGCCAUCCAAUGGCCAGCCUACACCGAGAUCCCUUACUCAGACAAGGGCCAGCUCGGCGACCCAAACUUCAAGAACCUCCUCGCAUCCGCAUCAAACGUCUUCGACUACAACCCCAAGAUCGGGACAGAGAUCCACGGCAUUGAUCUAGCCAACAUCACAGACGCGCAGAAGAACGACCUCGCGCGGUUGAUCGCCACAAGGGGCGUUGUAUUCUUCCGCAAUCAGAAGAACUUCGGCAUCGAGGAGCAGCGCCGUCUCGGCCAGUACUUCGGCGAACUCCACCAACACGCCACCACAGCGGUGCCGCGACGAGAAGGGCUAGAAGACGUGCACGUCGUGUACACAGGGGAGAAUAGCCCCGAUCUCCGCGCGCUAUUCACACCCACCUUCCUAUGGCACUCCGACGUAACAUACGAACUCCAACCCCCCUCCUACACCUGCCUCAAAGUCCUGACCGGCCCCCCCCUCGGCGGCGGCGGCGACACCCUCUGGUCCUCCCAAUACGCCGCCUACGACAUGCUCUCGCCCCACAUGCAAACCUACCUCGAAUCCCUCACCGCGCUGCACUCCGCCGACCUACAAGCCCAAGGCACGCGCGACCUGGGCCGCACCGUGCGCCGCGAGCCCGUCACCACCGAGCACCCGCUCGUGCGCACCAACCCCGUUACCGGCUGGAAGAGCAUCUUCUUCAACCCUGGGUUUGUGACGAAAAUCGUCGGCGUGCCCAAGACGGAGAGCGAUCAUGUUAUUGCGCUGUUGAAUGAGAUUGUGGCGACGAGCCCGGAGGUGCAUGUUAGGUUUCAGUGGGGGGCGGGGGAUGUCGCGUUUUGGGAUAAUAGGGUUAGCAAUCACUCCGCGACUUAUGGCUUCGCGCCGCAUCGCCGCCAUGCGGUUAGAGUGGCGGUGCGCGCUGAACGCCCGUAUCUCGACCCGAAGAGUGGGAGUCAGGAAGAUGAGUUGAGCGCGCGGUAUGGUGUGCCUAAGGCGAAUAAAGAUGGGAGCGGGGUUGUGAAUUACAACGAUUGA